GAACUUUAGUUGCCUUUGACUACGAAACUGGAAGAUGUAAUGAAAAGGUGAUUCAUUGUGUCCAAUGUUCCUUUAAUCACGGAAUUGUUUACUAAAAACUAACACCACCAAGUACCAAUCUUUCUGAGCGACCAAUAUUGGGAGAGAGAGAGAGGGAGUGAGUGAAGUGUUCACACUGUGUAUUGUAGUGGCAACAACACUUACACAGAGAAGCACUUUUCUUCUUCAUCAACAAUGUUUCAAGCAACCUACAUUUUGCUCUUCUUCUCCGUUCUGUCCUCGUUUUUACCACAUGGAACAGCAGCAUUCAACCUCACUCUCCCAGGGCAACAUCCAGACCCGGAAGCUGUUGCCACACAAGUUCAUAGGAGGGUGAAUGCUUCAAUGGGAAGAAGGGAAAUGCUGAGAUUGUCAGAGAAAGAUGUGGCAUCAUGUCUUACAGGUAACCCGAUUGAUGAUUGUUGGAAGUGUGACCCAGAUUGGGCCAACAACAGACAGAGACUGGCUGAUUGUGGAAUUGGGUUUGGGCAGAACGCAAAGGGUGGAAAAGGUGGAGAAUUUUACAUAGUCACGGAUUCAUCUGAUGAGGACCCUGUGAACCCAAAACCAGGAACACUUAGAUAUGCAGUGAUACGGAAUGAACCACUGUGGAUCGUGUUCCCCAGUAACAUGAUGAUUAAGCUCUCUCAGGAACUCAUUUUCAAUAGUUACAAAACCAUUGAUGGCCGUGGUGCUGAUGUGCACAUCGUGGGUGGAGGUUGCAUCACUCUUCAGUAUAUUAGCAAUGUCAUUAUUCACAACAUUCACAUCCACCAUUGCCAUCCUUCUGGUAAUGCUAACGUGCGGUCGAGUCCAGAGCACUACGGGUACCGAACUGAAUCAGACGGCGAUGGAAUCUCAAUCUUCUCGUCGCGCGACAUUUGGAUCGAUCACUGCACGCUAUCCCGGUGCAAGGAUGGCCUGAUCGACGCGGUGAUGGGUUCGACGGCAAUAACGAUCUCAAACAACCACUUCUCGCACCACAACGACGUGAUGCUCUUAGGCCACAGCGACCACUACCUGCCAGACUCGGCGAUGCAAGUGACGAUCGCGUUCAACCACUUUGGAGAGAAUCUGGUGCAGCGCAUGCCGCGUUGCAGACUAGGUUACAUUCACGUGGUGAACAACGACUUCACGCGAUGGGAGAUGUACGCGAUCGGGGGAAGUGGGAGGCCUACUAUUAACAGCCAGGGGAACCGCUACACUGCGCCGGAGGAUCCGUACGCAAAGCAGAUUACGAAGAGGCUGGACGCCGGAGAAGGGGAGUGGAGCGGCUGGAAUUGGAGGUCGGAAGGGGAUGUGAUGCUGAACGGCGCGUUUUUCGUGGCCUCAGGAGGUGAGGCCGGCACUGACUACCAAAAUGCGUACAGCGUUGAGCCUAAGAACGUGGAUCGUAUCUCGCUUCUCACCAUGUCCGCCGGUGUGCUCGGCGUUGCCAGGGACAAUAAUCUGGGAAUGUGGACGAGAGGAGCCAAUGAUGGUGGUGUAUAUUUUUCAGAUACAGGCCCAGAAUACACGGAUGACAUGUCCCAGAGUACAAUGCCGCUGCCACCUUCACGUAUUUUCCCUCUUCUCUCUGCAUUUCUUGCUUUAUUGUGCCUCUUAUUUCAUACAGUUACCUUAACAACACUUCUAUAGCAAAAUGAGUUGUAACCAAUCGAAUACGAUGAUGUUUGUUGUCUCUGUUGGAAUGACUUGAGACUAAAUAUUUUCCUCCAUCAUCA
Vigna angularis (adzuki bean) is the source of this 1763-nucleotide messenger RNA. Its product is annotated as probable pectate lyase 12. Gene Ontology annotation, molecular function: pectate lyase activity. Lineage: Eukaryota; Viridiplantae; Streptophyta; Magnoliopsida; Fabales; Fabaceae. The record is from RefSeq and is a predicted model, not a curated record. The transcript is spliced from 4 exons. The coding region runs from base 235 to 1677 and encodes 480 amino acids.